CCCCGCGACUUGCCCCCUCCCCUGUAUUUCAACACUGUAGUGUAGUCAAGUUGUCCACCCGCCGCACGCCCACAACCAUCUUCCCCGAGUGCGCCCAGAACAUGGUGGUGGCGGAGCUCGUGAACGCAGCGCCGGGGUAAAAGAGCCAGCCAGCGGGGUUCAACUCCAGCCCGAGCCGCCACACAGGAUCCAGCAGACGGGGAGGAGAACCGAGAGCGGACGGAAGAGGACGGCGGCAGUGCACUCGCCUGGCAUGAGCUUUGCCCACGGAGGGAAAAAAAGAGUUUCAGAGGAAUGCUAAACAGACAAAGUGGAGAUUAAAGAGGCGGAUAAUAAUACUGGCGUGGGAUUUGAAGCAAUGUGAGAUGUCAGUCUUGCUCUGAACUCCAGCAAUGUUAACCAGCCAGCCCGAUUAAACGACUUGAGGCCUGGGGAAGAAGAAGAAAACUUUCGUCCUCAUUUCCAACACUUUAUAUGAGAUUCCUUCUGAGGGACUGGCUUUAAAAAGGAUUGCACAGAACCAAGAGUGUACUUUCCCUCAGCACUCUUCUGCUUGUGUGAGCGCCUCGGUGUCAUCAGUGUUUAGUUCUUCUUGGAAGUUGAAAUCUUGAGUAUUAUUGGUCUUCUGGAGCUGGCAGAUAUGCACAGGCGCGCUUCGCCCUCGCGCUGAUGUCAUCUGGAGGUGUCACGACGUCGACUUGAGCCUGGAAGUGUUUUAAAGCGCUUUGAAAGCUGGAAUAUUCACAGUUGACAUCCGGAGUGGGUGUUCAGGAAAGGACGGGGCUCCUCUAUGGGAAUAGGCCAUCUUCUGACCCUCGUCUGGGGCAGAAGUAGCGAGUUCUGCUCCGAGUUUUGACGGAAAACACAGGCAACUGCAGCGUCUUUCUGUCAGGCGUUCACUUUUGUGAGGACCAUUAUGGUGCCAGAACCCAAGGGAGAAUGUUGUUAGAGAUGUUUUGCAACUUUUUUGUUAUGUUUUUGAUUCUUUAAAGGGAAACGUGGCGCAUUUAAAAGAAGUUUUCUCUCAGAAAGUGGCGCCCGUUAACAGCUAACACUGUUGACAAACAGCAACUAAUAGCAUUUGGAAUUUUUUCGACUUAAAAUUGGCAUUAGACCGAAGUUGAUAGUACAAGAAAUGUCAAAUCUGGCGUUUUUGAAAUAUGAAAUGUACAUUUGUGUUAUGUUUGCAUAUCAUUUGGAAAGGGAAAUUAAAUUCAAAUAUUGUUGAGCAUUGGAGAGGGUGUUUGAGAGACAGCGUUGACUUGAUUGAUUAAAACUAACUUAAAACUUAUUUUAAUACCAUUUGUAAAUCAUUUUCUAAAUUUAAAUUAUGCGUAGUUAGUGUUGUGGUGUGAAAGGGGAAUUUUAAAACGAUGUGGUUGAAAAAGGAGGAUCAAGAAAGUGACAGUGCGUCAGUCGCGCGGACGGAGCAAAAGUACACACAUGCGCGUUCACGCGCCACUGAGCCAUAGAAAUAUAAUGGAAUCCGAGUCCUGCUGACGUAAUCCCAGCACGGAUAAGGAACUGCUCAGGAGUCCAGGACAGUCCAUCUUCAUAUCGUGAAUGCACUUAGAGUUUGGUUCACGCUGGACUUUUUUCAAAUACAAACUUUGUUUUUUGUACUCCUUAAAAGCCAAGUGCCACUUCCCCUGAGCUGUCAACAGUUUGUGAUAUGUGAUAAUUAGCUGUUGUCUCAUUGCCAUGGCAUUGCCAGAGCAACAGCAGCCACUGCAUAAGACCGAGGUUUGGUGUGACAGUGAAGGAGGAGCAGUUACUGUGCGGAUAAACGACAGCCAUAAUCAACAGGUGCGUCCAAACCAAUCUGUUGACCACCCUGACAUGAGUUCCUCCAAACCCUGCAAAUACAGCAUCUCCUCGAGCUGUAGCUCAGGGGAGUUGGGUGUUCCCAGAGCAGUGAUGACUCACCUGAGCAAUCCGAGGAGGGUGCCCCCACUUUUCGAGAGGUCUGCCGCACAGUGCUGGGACCCCAAGUUUGACUCCUCCAUCCUGGAGGAGGCAUGCAGGGAGCGUUGCUUCCCGCAGAUGCAGAGAAGAUUUCGCUACAUCCUGUUCUACCUGGCCACCGCUGCACUCCUAUGGGGGAUAUACUUCGGGAUCAACAGCUCUAGGUGUGAGCCUACAAACUUCCUUGUCCCAACAGCAGGGUUUCUUAUACUGUGCCUUGUCCUCCUCUGGUUUACAUUCACAAAGCCUUAUUCUCGAUACUACAACCACACCUCCUUCCUCCUCACCGUCAUCAUGUUUGGCAUCACCCUGGCGCCCCAAACUCAGACUGCUCACUUUGCUCAUUAUGACAGCCACAGGGCAGACAAUCAGUCACCACUACCUGUUUAUCAAAAUGCUUCUUGCAUAUCACCCGUAGGGACAUUUUCUCUCUGUAUGGAGGUGCUGCUCUUGCUGUACAGCGUGUUGCACUUGCCUCUGUAUGCCUCAGUGCUCCUGGGCCUGCUGUAUUCUGUGCUCUAUGAAGCGUUAGGCUGGUUGCACCUUGCUCAGUUGGACGAGAGUUAUGUAGGGUCAAGGGAAGGAAUUUCGGGCACACUUAGCUGGCUUGGCCCAGGCAAAUUCCUGCUGCACUUGUGCGCACAUGUCGUCGGCAUCCAUAUUUUCAUAAUGUCUGAAGUGCGCUCUCGGAGUACCUUUCUCAAAGUCGGCCAGGCCAUCAUGCAUGGGAAGGACUUGGAGGUUGAAAAGGCGCUGAAGGAGCGGAUGAUCCACUCUGUGAUGCCCCGAUCGGUGGCGGAUGAGCUGAUGAAGCAGGGGGACGAGGAGAGCGAGAGCUCAGGGAAACGAUACAGCGCAGGUACGUGCUCCGUGGCCGCCGCAGCUGCCGUAACCUCCUCCAGCCCCAAAAGCCACAAGCGAAAGAAGAACUCCAUCCCUCGUGGACAGAUCAUUUUCAGGCCCUUCAACAUGAAGCGCAUGGAGCCAGUGAGCAUCCUCUUUGCCGACAUUGUGGGAUUCACCAAAAUGAGUGCCAACAAGUCUGCCCAUGCUCUGGUGGGACUCUUAAAUGACCUCUUCGGCCGCUUUGACCGUCUCUGUGAGUUGACCAGCUGCGAAAAAAUCAGCACUCUAGGAGAUUGCUAUUAUUGUGUGGCAGGCUGUCCCGAACCGCUCACUGAUCACGCCUACUGCUGUGUGGAAAUGGGGCUCGGGAUGAUCCAGGCCAUCGAGCAGUUCUGCCAGGAGAUGUCGGAGACUGUGAACAUGCGCGUCGGUGUGCACACGGGCACUGUGCUCUGCGGGAUUCUGGGAAUGAAGCGCUUUAAGUUUGACGUCUGGUCCAAUGAUGUCAAUUUAGCCAAUCUCAUGGAGCAGCUGGGCGUAGCGGGAAAGGUGCACUUGUCGGAGGUCACAGCAGGUUUUCUGGACGACCGCUAUGAGAGGGAAGAUGGACGAGUGAUUGAACGUGUCGGGCACAGUGUCACUGAUCAGCUGAAAGGUUUGAAGACGUAUCUGAUCUCGGGGCGGAAGCUGGGCUCUCAGUGUGGAUGUUCACAGCUCAGUUUGGGCCAAGAAUUUGGUGAGACGUUAAGUCCAUCCUCAAAUACACACACUCCAGAUCACACACACUGCGUCAUUGCAGAACCACAAUCGCAUGGCAAGGCUGGGUUUAUGCCCUGUAGCAUCUCCAUAGACGUCGUUGACAAUCCAACAACAGAUGAGGCAACUCAAAAUGGCUGCCAGGAUGAACAUCGAGCCAACAGCAGCAAGUUUCCCGCUGGUCGUAGUCCUAAAACCCUGAACGGGCUGUUGAGUCCUCUGUGUGAGGAGCGGGUGGGAGUCAGCCAGUCGUCUUUGUGUGACAAACUCCAGGAGAAAGACCGCAGCUGGGCCGGAAGUCUGGCUGCAGAAGGCAAGGACCACUCGGCAAUCCUUCCGCUGCGCUCCAAAAACUUCCGGGAGAAAAGCGACGCACACUUUGUGGAGGUGAUAAAGGAAGACAGUCUGAUGAAGGAUUACUUCUUCAAGCCACCCAUUAACAAACUGAGUCUGAACUUCCUGGAAAAGUCUCUGGAGUCUGCUUACCGCACCAGCUAUCAUGAGCAGGUGAUGAAUCAUGUGCCAGUUCAGACGUUUGCGAGUCCAGUGUUCAGCUCUCUGCUGGACGUCCUGCUGUCGUGUACUGUGUUUCUGGCUCUGACCAUGGCCUGUUUCCUCUACCCGCUGGUGUCCAUGCAGACACCGCUGGCCGCCACACUGGGCCUGGCCAUCACUGCUGCACUGCUGGAGCUCGUCUCGCUCCUUCUGUCCAUUCGUAUGAUCUUCUGUCUGGAUGAUGUGCAGAACUGCAGUCGCAUUCUGCUGAAGCUGGUUUCGGGUUGGGUGCCACGGCAUGUGAUCGGGGCAGUGCUCGUGUCACUUCCUGCUGUGUCAGUUUUCUCCCACCUAGCCUACAGUCUGCAGCUGCCAAUCCAGGUGACCAUGUUCCUGUGCUGCGCUCUCAUUAUUGCCAUUAUCCAGUACUGUACCUUCUGCCAGCUGAGUUUCUGGAUGCGUUCGGCUCUGGCCACUGUUGUUGGUUUGUCUUUGCUCAUUCUGCUCUACAGCGCCAGCAUUAGGACCAGCGCCACUGAUGCUUUUCCGAAUUUUGGGAAUAUGAGUAACCAGAGUGCACAAGUGGAUCUGUUAGGCGAAUCGAACUCUGCGCCCACAGCGCUUGACCUGCUCGUCCUAGAGACUGUGCUCUCCUUCUUCCUUCUGCUGCUGCUAGUUUGGUUCCUCAACCGGGAGUUCGAGGUCAGCUACCGUCUGCAUUACCACGGGAAUGUGGAAGCCGACAAGCAUCGCAUCAAGAUUCAGACCAUGCGAGAUCAAGCAGACUGGCUGCUGCGUAAUAUCAUCCCCAUCCACGUCGCGGAGCAGCUGAAGGUGAACCAGAGCUACUCUAAAAAUCACGACAACGUCGGAGUCAUCUUCGCAAGUAUCGUCAACUUCAGCGAGUUUUACGAAGAAAGCUACGAAGGUGGGAAAGAGUGCUACCGAGUACUCAAUGAACUCAUUGGAGACUUCGAUGAACUGCUACGUCAGCCUGCAUUCUCCAAUGUUGAGAAGAUUAAAACCAUUGGCGCCACAUACAUGGCAGCGUCUGGAUUAAAUGGGCAGCAGUGCCAAGAGCAGCCCCACCCACACGCUCACCUAUGCGCCCUCUUUGACUUUGCCCUUGAAAUGAUGCGUGUAGUGGACGAUUUUAACAAAAACAUGUUGGGUUUCAAGUUUAAGCUACGAAUUGGCUUCAACCACGGACCCCUGACUGCUGGUGUCAUCGGCACAACAAAGCUGCUCUAUGAUAUUUGGGGCGACACGGUCAACAUCGCCAGCCGCAUGGACAGCACUGGAGUUGAGUGUCGCAUACAGGUCAGCGAAGAGAGCCACUGUGUGCUUAGCAGAAUGAACUACGCCUUUGAUUAUCGCGGCACUGUAAACGUGAAAGGGAAAGGGCAAAUGAGGACUUACCUGUUUCCCCAAAUGAACGAGGGUGGAAUGGGGUCCACACAAAGCCUGGAACAAGGCCAGGUGGACAGUUUAGAGCCUAGCACACUUGCCAAUACAACAACGCCAACACACGCUGCACCACUAAUCCCUCCAUCCAACUCUCCCAAUGCUGCCUCUAUCAGUGGCCACGGUGUGCCUCAGGGUCCUGUAUUAGGCCCGUCUCAGAUUACUAGGGAUGCUUUUUCUGUCCCUGAGCUCAAAGAAAAGGAUUACGACAGUCCUUAUCAAGCACCAUCGCUAAGUGGUACACAACCUUCCUCAAUAGCACAACUGUACGCGCCGCUAGCCAGACCAGAGACACCUUUACAAGGAGAAGAAGAUGAAGCAGAUGAGCGUACAAAGCUCAGGGCAGUGGAGUGAAUUAAACGUCCUCCUCACCUCGGCUUACCAGCAGUCCUUCCUCAAGAACAGUUCAAAUCAACGUCUUUUUAAGGGGCUUUUCUGACAACAACUGUUCCAAUGAGUAGCAUUAGCCUGUAUUGGGCAAAAGUGUUGACAAUUGGAGAAAUGGGUGCGCUGAGCAUCUGCUGUGUGGAUCACAGUGUAGCACAGAAGGGAACGAAUGGGGUUCAUAUUUCUGAUGUUCUCAAAUGAGUUUUUUUGGUUUUGUUUAUAAAGUGCCUUCAGUAAUCUAACUCGAAUGAACAAAUCAAAGAGAUGUUUAAACAAAUAUAUCAGCGUGGCUUUUGGAAAUAUGUGGAUGGCGGACGUAAAAUUGUAAAGUGUUACACCUCUUAUGCCAUAUUCACUUUAUUUCCGUGUAUACUUAAGACAAGGUCAUUGAUAAACUAGUUGCUAUUGUAUUAUGGAGAUUAUAAAGAAACACAGCAUAUUAGUUUCACUUUCACUUUCAAAUAAAACCAAGGAAAGACAAGGGAGGCUAGAUAAACAAUGGACGCUUCUAUAUACAAAGCCCACAUUAAUAUCCAAUAUAUCUGGCAGCAAACAAUGUAGCUUUUAUCAAUGGGAGGUAAAAGCAGCUCGCGCACAAUAGCAACCUGAACUCCUGAAACUAGUAAAACAGCACAAUCAGCUUUGUUUAAACAAUCAAGAUGGCGGAAAUCACACUGUGUGCUCUCGUUAUCCACUUUAUUAGAGGAAAAUGAAUGCAUUUCAGAACAUGUUUGGAGGUUUGGCCCUCUAACCUUAAUUUCUGAGCACAAUUAUGACCUAUGAGGGAAUAUUCAAAUUUUUCAAGCAAGCAUGGCACUUAUAUUAGUUGGAUGAAGAAUGAAUUACUAAAUUAUCCACUUAAUGAGGCCUUUGAUGAAGCGUGAAAUGAUUUUGUAGCUGAUUUGUUUAUCAAUGCAUUGAUUACUAAUUGACUUCUUUCUGUGCCUCAACUUUUCCUAUAAGUAUCAGCCAUUCUAUGAUCAUGCCAGCAAAGCCCGAGUUGGAACCGCCAUUGAUUUGCUCUAUCACCUUGCACUUAUGAUACCCGUUCACUCCAUGGCCUUGAGGAAGAUGUUUCACCAUAGUCUCCGAGCAGCUUCAGCUGCGAAUUUGGUAUCAAACAUCAAUCCCUGCCUUUUUUGAGUGAGCAAAUUCUGUUGGAAUUUUGAUAGCAGCCAUAACUUAAUUUUUUUUUUUUUACCCAGCAUAGUAGUUGUUCCCAGAUUGUGCCUGCUUUUCUUGCUGAUUUUUUUGUCUCCGAUGGGUUCAGAACACUAGAGAAUAAUCUGCAGUAUAUCUUCCGAUGCGUCUUACAUUUCAGUCAACAAUCAAGCGAAGCCAUUUUAGCUUCUCACACCAAGUUAGAUCAGUAUCAUGCGUUAAGAAUAAGCUGGGCUCUGAGAUUUAAGGAAAAAUCCCCCUCCUCAUUUUGUUUACAGAGCAAUCACUAGUUUUCCUUUUAAAAAGAAUCCAGUGCCUUAUGUUGCCUACUUUUUUUUUCAUCAUUCGUAAUACCAGAUUGCUUUCAAAAUAUCGGGACAGCUUUCACAAUAGUAUGUUAUUGUAUAUUAUUGUUUCCUUUUUGAUGUGAAUUAUAAUUCCAGUCUCUUUUUUUUAAUGUACACUGUGUAUCUUUAAAUGGAACUUUUCGGGAUGGAAAAGGGAUUUUUGCUGUUAAUUGUGCACUGCUUUCCAGCCAUUCACCUUUUGAGUUAUUGUAUCACUCCAUUGGCAAAAGGAGCUCAGUGUUGACAGUAUUGAAUUACUUGUGCAUAAUGUAUGUUGUUUUGUAUUAAAUGCAUUCAUAUUUAUUGGGGCUGUGCAUGGAUCGACGCUCACCCACAGAGCCUAAUAUUAAAAAGGGCAUAUUUAUGAAAGCGAGCCACUUAAAGAAGGGAACUGACACAUGGGACACCUAGUUUCAACAUAACAAGCAUCUAUUUUAGUCCUCGAGGCUCUGAAAAGUGCCUUUGGUUUAAUUCUGCUAAUUCUUUUAUGAUUUAUUUUGAACGAACUAAAAUGUGUGUAAGUUUAUAGUUGAUCGUUUUAUAUGUGCUUGCUCCAACUUUUUCCCACCACUGCCUUUUCUGUAGGUUUUCUGCAUUUUAGUUUUGGAAUUCUUAAAGUUUAAUAUGAAUCAGUGUUUUUAUUUUCUGGCCUUUCACUUCUUCAUCAUUUUAUUUUGUAGAUGGUUUAAUCCUAAGUGCAUAGGCCAUAUGUUUUAGUGCAAAUCUAAAGUGCACAUAACCGAUUUGUUGUGGUGCUCAAGAGUGUUAAAGAAAUGUGCCCUUAAAUAUGAUUUCACAUGCUUUUAAUAACUGUGUAAUAAUUAUUUAGGCUUUUUUUGUGUUGGGAAUAUGUGUAUACCAAAGAGUUUAAAUAGUGUGGGCAGAAACUGCGAGACUGAGCUGUGGAAUGUGGACAAGAUGUUGUUUUUUUUUCUCCCUUUUUUCUUCUUUUUCCUCAGCAGCACAUGUUCCUCAAUGUUCUUAUGCACAAGAAACACAGCGGGUAUUGAUUUAUUAGCCAUUAUAUUCAGGCAAAAAAGCAUAAUCUGUAUACAUUUGCACAGUGCACUCACUUUGUAUGUACAUAUCAUUUAUUGUUUUAUUUUAUUUUUAUUUUUCAGAAUUGAUAAUACAAUGUGCAUGUGCCAGAUUUCAAGAGUAGAGAAACAAAGAAAUGAUUUCAGAAA
Molecule: messenger RNA, 8608 nt
Organism: Danio rerio (zebrafish)
Lineage: Eukaryota; Metazoa; Chordata; Actinopteri; Cypriniformes; Danionidae
Source: RefSeq, a predicted model, not a curated record